Messenger RNA from Sphaerodactylus townsendi, 1229 nucleotides. RefSeq lists its product as uncharacterized. The record is from RefSeq and is a predicted model, not a curated record. The coding region runs from base 240 to 1229 and encodes 329 amino acids. The transcript has 11 exons. NCBI's taxonomy places the organism in Eukaryota, Metazoa, Chordata, Lepidosauria, Squamata, Sphaerodactylidae.
UUGGGAGGGGGCAGGAAAACGGACUCACUCCCGACACUAACCGAGUCUUCUCUCUGCAGCUCCACUCUCCAGAAAGGCCGCUUGUUCUUUAAUCACCAAGUACCUGGCAGGAAAACACCAGAUCCGGGAGAACCAGCAGCAAUUCCUUUUGGCUGUACGGGUAAUCUGCCGGGGAGGAGGCCAGCCCCCCUACCCUUCCCAAAGGGAGGCUGUGGGAGGGGGAGGCCAUUAGGGACAUCAUGGUGGCCUCCCUUUUGGAGGUGGGGCCGACCCUCCUCUCCGCCAUGGCCGCAGUGGAGCGCUUGAGCAAAUUCCAGCCGAAGUUCAGCGCUCCACUGCGGCGGUCCUUGGAGACCUGGGGGCUGCGGCUGGUCCUGGGCCGCCCCUCAGUCCCUGGAGAGGAGGGAGCCCAGGCUCCAGGGAGUGCUGCGGAGAAGGGCCUCCUGGCCAUGCUGGCCGGCCUUCUAAGGGAGGACCCCUCUGCCGGGCACCUGGCCUCCCUCCUGGAACAACUCGUCUACUGGGCCCAGGUAGACUGGGAGGCGCCCAGGCACCGGUCCAUAAAGGUCAUCUUGGACCUCCUGGGCGCCAUGAGGGAGCUCCCCUCCAUUAACAUCUUGGAGGGCGAUGGGCUGGGCUCCCUAGUGGUGCAGCUGGCCGUCUCCCUGGCCGACCCGGAAGGAAGCAUCCGGGAGAAGGCCAGGGAGGUAAUGAGCCAGCUGCUCACGAUGCUCCUUCGCCGGCGGGGGCUCCGAGGGAAGCGCCCACGCCUUGUUUGGGCCCAGGACGCCCAGCGGCCGUGGCGAGCAAGCUGCUUUGACCUGGUCAGCAUCUAUGAGCUGUUCUGGAACCACCUCAGCAUAGGACAGCAGAGCUCAUUCCGAGAGGCCGCCCUGCAGCACGCCCUGCUGCUGCUGGGACGAAGGUGGGCCAGGGAGGCAGGCCUCAUCCUGCUCUACAGUUCCAUCGGCCAGGCAAGACCCCUCCUGGAAGAGCAGGAUGAGGACUACUUAAAAGGAGACCUGGCCCACCUCCUCUACAACCUGCAAAUGGGCAGGUCGCCCUUGAAGCCCCAGCUCUGCGCGGGGAAAGAGGGCUCCUCUUGCUGCUGCUGCUGGGUGUGUUCCAAGCUUCCGAGUUCUGAUCCUGCUCAGACUGAGCGCCAGGGAGGCUUGAUGGAAUCAGGGCAGAUGGGGAAAAGGGGAGCUGUCUGCAGAAAGGGGCUGUGA